Messenger RNA from Humulus lupulus (European hop), 795 nucleotides. RefSeq lists its product as uncharacterized. The transcript has 2 exons. NCBI's taxonomy places the organism in Eukaryota, Viridiplantae, Streptophyta, Magnoliopsida, Rosales, Cannabaceae. The record is from RefSeq and is a predicted model, not a curated record. Bases 1 to 795 code for a protein of 264 amino acids.
AUGUUACAAAGUAGGCCUCAAGGAAAUUUUCCAAGUAAUAUAGAGGUGAAUCCUAAAGAGCAAUUCAAUGCGAUCUCUUUGAGGAGUGGGAAGAAGUUGGAAGAGUCAGUCAAGAAGUCUGUACCUACACCAAAAUUUGAUGUUGAGAAUGAGGGUAAGGUAGAAGAAGAGGUUAUUGAAAACCUUGAGAAGAAGCAGUCACCAGUAAUCUUGUCAAAGAAAAAGAAGUGGGAGGAUUAUGAGAUAGUGACGCUUACUGAGGAGUGCAGUGCUAUUUUGCAGAAGAAACUACCUCCCAAGCUUAAAUAUCCGGGUAGUUUCGCGAUUCCUUGCUCAAUAGGAGAUUCUGUUAUGACCAAGGCCUUAUGUGAUUUAGGGGCUUGUGUAAAUUUAAUGCCCUUAUCUAUUUUUCGGAAGCUAAAAUUGGGAGAAGCUCGACCCACUACUGUGUCCUUACAAAUGGCAGACCGCUCUGUUAAGCAACCUUGUGGAGUAAUUGAGGAUGUCUUAGUUAAGGUUGGUAAAUUUAUCUUCCCUGCUGAUUUUAUUAUUCUAGAUAUGGAGGAAGAUGCAAACAUUCCCAUUAUUUUGGGAAGACCAUUCUUAGCCACAAGGAAAGCACUAGUUGAUGUACAAAAGGGGGAAUUGAAGCUGCGAGUGCAAAACGAAGAUGUAACAUUUAAUGUUUUUGUAGCAACUAAUAUUCCAACUUGUUGUAGAGUGGAUGUGGUUUGUAGUGGUGGUAGUAAUUUGGAAACCACCAAGCGAAAAACCAAUGCUGAAAUUGGUAGUUGA